This is a messenger RNA of Cherax quadricarinatus, 2696 nucleotides long. RefSeq names its product helix-loop-helix protein ngn-1-like. NCBI's taxonomy places the organism in Eukaryota, Metazoa, Arthropoda, Malacostraca, Decapoda, Parastacidae. The record is from RefSeq and is a predicted model, not a curated record. Gene Ontology annotation, cellular component: nucleus. Gene Ontology annotation, molecular function: E-box binding; DNA-binding transcription factor activity, RNA polymerase II-specific; protein dimerization activity. Gene Ontology annotation, biological process: positive regulation of transcription by RNA polymerase II; axon development; sensory organ development.
AUAUAGAAUAUGUAUAUUUUGUGAAAUACAUGCGCAAAUUAUGGUUUAUAUAUAGCUAUACAUUAUGGCGAUCGCUGAAAUAUACAGAUGGCAGCCCAUAGAUUUAGUAUUAUGCACCCAUUUUGUGUAUUUAAAAGCAAUAUUCGCAUGAUGCAACGAAGCACAGUAUUUGCGCAUCGGUGAGAGGAAAUCAGUAAUAGAGAAGCUGCAGAGAAAAAACCAGCAACACAUCCUCCCUGGACGAGACUCCACACGCUCCUGAGCCGAGCUCCGCCCCGCUCCUGCCACACACCUCCCGCCUACCUUCUAGUACAGGUACACCUCACUUUAUAUAUGUUAUUCCAGUGCAUAGAAGAACAAGUACAAGAUUUGAUGUGAUGUCUUUUACUUUCUUGCGGUUGAGCUAUGGUAAUUUUGCCUAAGGAAUAUAAAGAGAUGCGGGCUGUAGUUGCGUCGCAUCGCGAAAAUUUAACCUAGCGAAUAAUGACGUCAUAUACGGGGGCACGUGUGAGGGGUGGUCGGGGGCAACAGGUGAACUGGUCAUCAGUGGUCCCCCGGCACCCACCUUGACAGCAUCUCCACAGAGAAGGAAGCCCUUACCUCCACACUCUCUAUACUGACCGAGUUUUACACCAGUCUUCCGCUCCUGAAGCUCAAUAUAUUUGCGACAACACAAGUCUCGUAGUGAGGAUUAAGACGGUUCCACCUCUCGACGUUAGCGUCGUUGGCCAGCCAGACGUGUAAUAUUCCAAAUUUGGGUACAUAUUUGCCCUGUGUGAGGAGGAAGUGCAGGCAGCGGGAGGUGCACCGCCAUCCGGGAGGAAGGAUCUCACUACCCACCUGCUGUUGAAGUUUGGCUGCUGCACGAGUGUGAACAAAUUCGACCGGAAGCUUCCCAGGCACGGGACGUGCUUGUGCAAGCAGUGUCUGUUAUUACAUAUUUUGUAUUAAGUAAAUAAAGGAGCGUUGCAUUUAGCAGUGAGAACAGUUGGGUUUCCUAAUUUUCUUUGUAUCUGGUUAAGUUCGAGUGAUUUCAACUAGUUGCAAGUAGUGAUCUGGAAGCGUUGGUGUUGGGCGUCAAGAAAGAUGAUGGUGAGGAGCGACCAGCAGCAGCAGGAGUUGCUCCAGCAGCGGCCACAUUGUCUCUCUAAUCACGACAACAACGCAGUUUCUGAGGAAAAAUAUGGCCUCCGCCCCAGAACUAUCAUUAAGAGGCUGCAGCAGGAGAGAGUUCGUCAGGAAGUUCCCAAAAGAACUGCGAGGCCUAAGUCGAGGCCAGCGCCUCUGUCAAAGUACCGCAGGAAGACUGCCAACGCCAGGGAACGUCACCGCAUGAAGGAAAUUAACAAUGCGUUCGAAUCCCUUCGUAAAGUUCUUCCUGACGUCAUGGAGGUUGAGGCAGCAUCUCCUUCCAUGACCAAGAUAACGACUCUGCGCCUCGCUGUUAACUACAUCAGGGCUCUCUCUCACGUGCUACAGGAUGAGAGUGAUAAUGAUAUGUGUUCUCUUGAGAGUUCACUGCAGUGUUCCUUCCAGGACUCCCUUCAGCAGUCUCUAGAGCGCUCCUUCUGUAAGACGACGCCAUCACAAGACGUCUCCGUCACCACCUUCACCUACCAGCAUUCGACACCGCCUUUCACUCAGCAGUACCUCCCUCAAGUGUCUCACUUAUCGAGCUAUUACUCCACUUCCAGUCACAUCUCCAGCUCACCCUCCACAUUGCGAGGAUCACUAGGCAGUGCUAGCGACCUCGAGGACCUCCUUUCUGACGACUCGUGUCUGCUGGAGGACAACUUCGAUGUUUUCCACGACAUCCCCACCCUCUCUGUCCCUGAUCCCUUUGAUAUUCUCUUAGGGGCAGAAAAAGACACACUUGUCUUCACCACGGAGCUGUGUAAUUGAUUUCAUUUCUUUCAAGGUGAAUGUGUGAAUAAAUAACAGUGUGACUGAUCAACAUUCCUUACGAGAGACUGCAGUCAUUUCAGCGUGAUAUUCUCCUUGUAACACAAUAUACGUGGAUAAUCUUUAAGCAACAACUGGAAGACAUCUCAGACAAAAUUAUUGCCUCCUACAGGUGAGGUGAAUGCUUCGUAGGGCAAGUUUGUGUUGUUACCUACUACUGAGUUGUAUGGCAAUAGUUUUAAGACGUUAAUAAGUAUCUUGUUACCGAGAAGGUGUGUUUACCUCUAUGCAGUGUUUAUACUGAGAUAUUUUGUGUAUGUGUGUACCUAGUCAGGUAGUUCUGUCCCCUUCUAUGAAAAAAACAUUUUUCACACUAAGGAAGGGACUCUACAACUUAAAAAGAAAAUAUUUCGUAUUAUCAUCAAAUGACUAUCUAGGGGCAUCGAACGCUCCACAACAGACACACAAUGUGUCAGAACCACCACCAUGUGCGAUGCUAGUCUAUUGUGCCAUAUUGUGCCAAGAUCCCUGCUCUGUGAGCUGACAAGGAGUGUUGUCAGGCUCGACCUGCCAUCAUUCACGUGUGUGACCUUGCAAUGUUUAUGUACUUGACUUAAGAAGUGAACCCAUAUUUGUGACUUGUAACGUUUCUUACGUUUCAGAAACGUUUUACAAUGACCAGCAAUGUAGGCUAUAUAUUAAUUUAAAAAUUAAGAAAUACAAACGUUUGGACAGUUAUAAAUGUUCAUUAAAACGUGUGAAAGAUGAUGUUACACUGUUUAUUGUUUGAUGUG